AUGUCGAUUGUUUCUUUGCUCGGCAUCAAAGUGCUGAACAACCCUGCUAAGUUCACUGACCCCUACGAGUUCGAGAUCACGUUCGAGUGCCUCGAGUCCCUCAAGAACGACCUCGAGUGGAAAUUGACAUAUGUAAGGUCCUCUAGGUCGCUGGACCACGACCAGGAACUGGACUCGAUCCUCGUGGGGCCUGUCCCCGUGGGUGUCAACAAGUUUGUGUUUUCAGCGGACCCACCGUCCGCUGAACUGAUCCCUGCCAGUGAACUGGUGAGCGUCACUGUGAUACUGCUCAGUUGCUCCUACGACGGUAGAGAGUUUGUUAGGGUAGGGUACUAUGUCAACAACGAGUACGAUGACGAGGAGUUGAGGGAGAACCCACCGGCGAAAGUACAAGUGGAUCAUAUCGUGAGAAAUAUACUCGCUGAGAAGCCAAGGGUCACUAGAUUCAAUAUUGUUUGGGAUAACGAAAAUGAGGCAGAUAUAUAUCCUCCAGAACAACCGGGCGUGGAUGAGGAAGACGUGGAGGAGGACGAGGUGGUAGACGACGACGAUGACGCUGCAGAGGAGGAAGAUGAUGAAGAUGAUGAUGUGGAGGCGGCGGGAGAGACAGAGCCUGUUGGUGUAGCGGAGAGUGCGGAAGCAGAAGACGAUGAUGACGAUGGAGAGGACGUAGAAGAGGAUAUAGAGGAAGAGGAGGAGGAAGACGACGACGAAGGUGAGGAUAUCGAGGACAGCGACGCAGAUGACGACGAGGAUGAGACACAGGGCGGCGCCAAAAGGAGACGGAUUGAAAGAGAUACACCAAUAGAUACACCCCCUACGCCGCGGGAUGCAAGCUCGCCCGCAACGUGA
Huiozyma naganishii CBS 8797 is the source of this 852-nucleotide messenger RNA. RefSeq names its product nucleosome assembly factor ASF1 (gene ASF1). Gene Ontology annotation, molecular function: histone binding. Lineage: Eukaryota; Fungi; Ascomycota; Saccharomycetes; Saccharomycetales; Saccharomycetaceae. The coding region runs from base 1 to 852 and encodes 283 amino acids. The record is from RefSeq and is a predicted model, not a curated record. The transcript has a single exon. Gene Ontology annotation, cellular component: nucleus. Gene Ontology annotation, biological process: DNA replication-dependent chromatin assembly; nucleosome assembly; nucleosome disassembly.